Messenger RNA from Lymnaea stagnalis (great pond snail), 4673 nucleotides. The record is from the annotation of a GenBank genome assembly. NCBI's taxonomy places the organism in Eukaryota, Metazoa, Mollusca, Gastropoda, Lymnaeidae.
CCAAAACUGCGACGCUUGAGCGAGAGGGGGGAAGUCCCUUUGAAAGGCCGUGUAGCCGUAGUGGUAAAACAAAAUGAGAGACCGGGCCAGCACACAGCGCACGUUUGUGCGUCAUUCUCACCGAGGGGGGAAAACCCAGGCUUUUUUCAGCGUUAUGCGUUUGACCGAGUUCCACGCACCAGCCCAGCCAGCUCUCACUUUAACUUUAACUUUAGAAUUUCCCAAGUCCCUCGCUCUAUGUCAUUUGCAUAUAAAAGAGAAUCGGGCUUGCUUAUCGAUUCAUUUUGAAAGCUGAACUUGGACUUAACAGUAAGGAGUAUCUUCUCAUUGAUAAGUGAACAUACACAUUGCUUGGACAUUAUAAGCCGGGUUACAAAAAUUAAUAUCUCGGUAAGUCAUGUGAUCUUUUAGUUUUAUUCUUUGAAUUGUGUUAUGAACAUUUAAGCGCCGAAUCUUGUGAUGGGCGUAAUCAGAUAGUUCCAUUCGCGACUUUCUCAAUUUUAUAAUAGUGACAUAGGCUAUUUAAAUGAAUGUGAUUUAAUUUUAAUUUUUUUUUUUAAAAAAGGAGAUUUAGAAUAUAGCACCAGUUAAUAAAAUGUAUCGCUGAUCAAGAAGACACAAAAUCAUUUACUCUAUAUUUUAACGAAAAUGAAUUUUAACUUAAUAAAGACAAGAUGAGUUCCCUUAAAAUAAUUAAUGCAUUGCUAUCUAUAUGGUCUAUAGGCAGGCCCGGUUUAACCAUUAGGCGAACUAGGGCGGCACAUUUUUAGAGGGCGGCAAUAUUAAUUAAAUAAUUAGUUGCCGUGGGGGGGGGGGCGCAGUGCGACAGGUUUGCCGAGGGUGCCAAAUACUCUGGCGCCGGCCCUGAUUAUAGGCUGUCUAUAGGCCAUGUGUAAAAUUUCAUAAUAUCGUAAAUAAUUUUUUUAUUAAAUAAUUUAAAUAUUAUUUACAACGAGUUUGUCUACAAAUUUGUGCAAAAUAUGUGCUUAUUUACUUCUGCUAUUUAAGUUGUAUCAACUUAUAGUUUGAUUACUGUUAUUAUUAUAUUUUCCCUGUUAAACUUCAAGCCUUUAAAUUUAAACUAUAAUUAAGACGAUGAUUACUAUAGAAUCAGGCGGUAACGACAGUAUUUGCUUGAUUUAAAUUUAAACUGACUGUCUUUCACACGACAUCUCACCAUCAUGUUGAUUUAAUGAUUCUUCAGUGUUUAUCGUACGCUGGUUGGAAUGACCGAGAAAUCUAUAUUUAGAUCAUUGCAUUGGUCUUUGUUAGAGCACACAAUAAGCCUGGGGUUAAUGUGGUUUAGAAUAACAUCAAUCUACAUAGCUGAGGUCACUACCACAUACACAAACUAGUUGGUUUUCUUCUAUUGUUUGUGAACCCAAACUUUCUGCGGAUGCUCAGAUGGCUCUAUUAUUUGAUGGGUUCUUGAGGAAAUGAAGUUUAAACUAGCCAGUGUGCAGAAACGUCAUUUCAGGUUUUUUCAGGCGGGGGGGGGGGGGGGAGGGAUCGACACCCCCCCCCCCCCCCCGCUUGUUGAGUUGUUUAAUUACUGAAGGUACUACAGUACAUAGGAAUUUAAAUCAUCCAGGUUGGGGGGAGGGGGGUGCAAAUGCCCAACCCAAAAUGACGUCCCUGCCACUGAGCUACAAACUCUUACCAAUGCAUGACGUCCCUGCCACUGAGCUACAUACUCUCACCUAUAGUCCCCUCAACAUUAUACACUAUCAUGAACACAUUUCUUCUCAAUGACGUAAUUCAACCUUUAUUCUAAAAAUCUGCCCUAUAUAUAAAGUAUGACUCAAUGCUCCGGAUUCCGUCGAUGUCAGCAUUUAUUUUCAAACCAAGUUUUCCAACUUACACCCUGUAAUAAAAUCCGUACAAUCUUAUAAUAGCAACAUUAACAUAAAAGUUAUGUGUGCAUAAAAGUUGACUCUUCGUAGUAGUAAUGUUUAUUUUUAUUUCUGUCUACAGGACACGAGCUAGAAGCCCCAACACAAAAUCAUUGACAUCAUGUUCAGAUGUAAAGAGCACAAUCAAGGAGGCGUCCACUUAGUGGGCUUGAAGCCUCCAGACGUGACCAUGACGUCUGUGGACGAAGAACGCAUCGACUCCUUUUGUGACUCGGGUGUAGCCUCAAUGAUUUCCAUAGAAAGCCUCUCCAACAUGGGCGUGGAGUGCAGCCUCCCAAGCGUCAAAGAGGCGCCAGAAGAAUCUGAAAGACUCAACUCCAUCUCCAAAGGUUUUGAUAAGCUGAGAAUUGACAAUUCGCAACAGUCCAUGCCGAGCCGCGAUGAAGAAUCUGGAUUUUACAGUUUGCAUGGCACCGAAACAGCCACAGACUCUGGCAGUUUUCGCGGGUCUGGAUAUGAAUAUUCUGUGUCCCCAUCGGUUCAAGAAGACAACAGAACAUCCAUAAUUGUCCCAGCGUUACAGAGAAUAAGGCUGUUUGAAGGUGACAGGGACGGUGACAAUAAGCUACAUAUCAGCAUACUUCAGGGCGAUUCAAAACUCUCCAAUCUCCUCAUCAACCUCGCCCCCGAUUACACGUGGUUGAACUUAAGCAACCUCCUUCGUCAGACGCCGCUGCAUCUUGCCGUGCUGACCAACCAGGCCGCUAUUGUGCGGCGGCUGUUGUGCGCAGGGGCCGAGGCAACCGCACAGGACAGAGACGGAAACACAGCACUGCACAUAGCCUGCAGGGAGGGUUACGAAGACAUUGUCAGGCACCUGUUAAGGCCCGUCACGUACAAAGAGACCUGCGAGAACAUGUACGACAUUCCAUUCCAGAGACUGCCCCAAGACAUGAACGUCAGAAAUUAUGAGGGCGAGACGUGCCUGCACAUAGCCGUUCGCCACGGCCACCCCAGCAUAGUCAAUCACCUGCUGGAUGUGGGAGCGGACAUCAAUGUAGGCGAUGGCAAAAGCGGGCGGACGGCGCUGCACAUAGCGUCGGAGUUGAACAAUGUGGACUUAGUCAAACUCAUCUUGUACAGAAGUGAUGCUAAGGUCGAUGCCAGAAACUAUGCCGGCCUCACACCAGUCCAGCUGGCGUACGGCAGGGGUCAUAAAGACAGUGUUAACGCCAUCUGCAGGCAUACUGGAGUGUACAGUGAAGUUUCAUUGAGUGACAGCUCCGACGCCGAUGAUUAUUCAGACGAGGAAAUGUAUUCGGAUUCUGAUUAAAACACAUUUUUUUUUCUACAUGAAUUGAUUAGUGGGAAUGUGAGCCAAAGAGAAUGUAAAAACUUCCGGGAAUGCAAACUUUGGAAAAAUGUUAGUGAGGGUGCUAUUGAACGAUUGUGUUUGCAAUUGUGCGGUUGAGAACACAGAAAAAUAUAGUAUUGUAAAUUAUAAUUGUCAACUUUUUGCGUUGGCAUUGACAUUAUUGACCCCUGACAAUCCCAUCUGUUAAAGUUAAAGAGGUUAUCUGAACAAUGAUACCUUAUGAAUUAUAGAAACCAAAAAAAAAAAACAAAAAAAAACCACAUAUAUUUUCUAGGCCCAAUGGUAGUAAAUACUGUAUUUAUUUUGAACCCUAAUUGUCCUAAUGUGUUUGCAUAAGCAACUAUAUGUAUUUAAAAUGUCCAUUUUUAACAAUCUUUAACUUUAAUUUAUCGAUGCCUUGGUUUUCAAGGGGGAGCAACUAUGGAUAUAUUUUUAAAACUAAAAAGUAGGAUUACCUUUCUGGUCUUACUAAAGGAAUCACUAAAAAAAAUACAUUUGAAUUUUUUUUUUUUUUAAAUAUGUAUAUUUGUGAAUGAAAAUAUUUAAUAGAUUGAGAGGUGAAAGUGAUUAAUUUAAAACAUUCCUUAAUUAAAAUGUAUUUUUCAAAGUAACUCUUGUUAUCAAAGUGCAAUGACAAAAAUAGGCCCAUCAUGUAUGACAACCCCCCACCCCACCCCCACCAAAUCUUGGAUGUAUGCACUCCCCUCUCUUUUUUUUUUUCUUCUUCUUCCUUCUCAGGAAUUUUCUCUGUCUGAAUAUCAGUGUUGUGAUUUUCCUUUCUCUUUUAACAGUGGGAGCGAACCAUUAAGUAUUUCUAACCAACGUUGUAAUUUAUGACUUAGUAACAUAUUCAGUUUGUACAUAUAUGCACUGUGCAGUGGUAAUGUUAACUCAGGCGAGUACUUACCUACCAUAGGGUGGAGACUUGUGAUCAUUGGAUUUUCUUUCAGUAAUUUUAGUUUUUUUUUUUUAUUUAACAAAAGAAUCGGAAAUAAUCAUGACAAAAUGGCUCGAAUUCUCUUUAAAAAAUCCAGCAACAAUGACAAGUGUAACAAAUAAAAAAAAAUUAUAAUAACAGAUCAACCUAUUUGUCUUAACUUAUUCAAUGUUAUUUUUUAAGGUGUUGAAACAAUUUUAUUAAAAUUAAAAAAAAAUAAAAAAUCUUAUCUGGUAUGAAAUGAACUGAUAUGUUAUCUUAUUUAUUGAAUUGUGUAAUUUGUAAAUAUAUAUAUAUAUAUAUUCUUGUGAACAAUAAAAAUAAAUGUCUAUUUUACUUGACUCAUGAAUUGCUUCCAUUUCUUUUUCAACACAUUUUAUAUUCUGAUAAAUAUAAUUCGUUUUUCAUUCUAGCUACAUUGAAUUGUCAGUACAAAAACCUGCCUAAUUUUAAUGUUGUGUAUAGUAUAAUGAUUACACUAGAUUCAAGCUAGUUAAUAAAAAAUAAU